Messenger RNA from Astyanax mexicanus (Mexican tetra), 3727 nucleotides. It is a transcript of the gene bmp16, whose product is annotated as bone morphogenetic protein 16. Lineage: Eukaryota; Metazoa; Chordata; Actinopteri; Characiformes; Acestrorhamphidae. Bases 619 to 1911 code for a protein of 430 amino acids. The record is from RefSeq and is a predicted model, not a curated record. Gene Ontology annotation, biological process: BMP signaling pathway; SMAD protein signal transduction. Gene Ontology annotation, molecular function: cytokine activity; growth factor activity. Gene Ontology annotation, cellular component: extracellular region. The transcript has 3 exons.
AGAGAGAGAGAGAGAGAGAGAGAGAGAGGAAAAAGGGGAGGAGAGUGAAAAAGAGAAGGAGAGAGGGAGAGAGAGAACUUCCCAACUUCUGAACUUCCACCACAGAUCUUACCUCGUCUACUGGGCUCACCCACGCUGCCUCAUUGGUUGAAUGGUGCCUGAGGGACAGUGGCAGGAGAGCCAGCAGCAGUGGCAGCAGAGCCAGCAGCAGUGGCUGUGACAGGGUGGGUGGUUGAGGUGAGCGAGUUGAGCAGAGGUCCCGGGGCCAGAGGAAAGCCGGUGGAUAUUUUUUAAGCCAGCACUUAUCUGAAGCUGACAGCAGGAUGAGAGUGUGAGCCGAGGGUCGCUCGUCCCUCCCUCGCUCCAUCCUUCACUCCCUCGCUCGGCCACGCAGCAUGGAGUCAAGCCCACCGCUGCCCGACGACCACAAACACGGAGAGAGAUAGAGGGAGGCUGAGAGAGUAAGAGACAGAGAGACAGAGAAAGAGAGAGAGAGAAGGGAGUGAAAGGGAGGAAACCGGCUUCACAGGACAGCGGCAGAGACGAGGGUCCGUAACGCUGGAGCUCAAGGACAAACCAUGGACUCUGCACACCUCCCACUACACCUGGACGUCCACAAUGUUCCCUGCUAGCCUUAUGGUUCUAAUGACCCUGCUGCUACCUCAAGUUUUGUCGGGUCGCCAGGGGGGUUCCAGUCACUCUGAUGGGAACCUGCUCACCUCUUUGGAUCCCAGCUUGGCACAGACCAUCCAGAACCUCCUGCUGACCCGACUGGGCCUACAGUCCCAUCCUAACCCUCGACCAGGGGCACUGGUGCCCCAGUAUCUCUUGGACCUCUACCGCUUCCACACAGAACAGUACCAUCUAAUAGAAGAUCCAGACUUCAGCUACCCUACCAAACAUGUACAAGGAGCCAACACAGUUCGCAGCUUCCACCAUGCAGCAUCCCCAGACCUCCCUAGCCAUGGAGACAAAAAAGGCAGGAUCCAUAUGGCCUUCAACCUUUCCUCAAUUCCGUCAUCAGAGAACGUAGUCUCAGCGGAGCUACGGUUCUUACGUGGAGGCUUGGGUCAUAGUUCCAAGCCUCACACCAUCAGCCUUUACCAGUUUGGGGGCAACACUGACUCAAAUUCAAGGUUGCUCUAUUCAAGACAGCUGACUACAGACCCUACAGCCAGGAAGUCCUGGGAAGUCUUCCCCCUGGAUGGGGAACUCUUUCAGAAGCUGCCUGAUUGGUCAGGAAGCAUGUCCUUUAUUCUGGAGGUGACAACCAAUUCAGAAAACAGCAGCCAUCAUCCUGUGGAGGAAGAUGCGGUAGAUGUGGAAGCGGAGGAGCAUCUAAGGGUGCGCAGGUCUGCAGGCCAGGACGAGCGCAGCUGGACAAGACAAAGACCCCUUCUAGUCACUUACAGCCAUGACGGGCGCAGUGAACCACUAGUACCCUUUGGAAGGAGGACCCCCAGGGGCAGGCGGGGAGGGAGCAGGUUAAGAAACAGCAGAAAUCAAGGGUCGGAAACAGGCUGGAGUGGCGGUUGGGCAGACAGGCGAGUGAAGCGCAAUGGCGGUGGGCGCUCCGCUAAGCUUAAGCGACUCUCCCGCGCCCGGUGCCGCCGCCAUCCACUCUACGUGGACUUUAAAGAUGUAGGAUGGAACAAGUGGAUUGUGGCACCAACCGGCUAUGACGCCUUCUUCUGCCUGGGCGAGUGCCGCUUCCCAUUGGCUGACCACAUGAACUCCUCAAGCCACGCUAUGGUGCAGACACUGCUGAACUCUGUCAAUGGAGCCGUGCCAAGGGCCUGCUGUGUGCCCACAGCUCUCAGCCCCAUCGCACUGCUUUAUCUUGACCAGGACGAACAUGUGGUGUUAAAAAACUAUCAGGACAUGGUGGUGGAAGGCUGUGGCUGCCGAUAGCAAGGGGUAGCAAGAGGAAAGAAUGGCCAGUCAAGGUGGAAGGAUCAAGAACUUUAAGCUCUUACAAGAAAGAACCUCUAAGGACUCCAGGGAUCCUCUGGAUGCUUUGAUUUACCGUCUCUUGAUAUACAGUAUGUCACAUAUGUGUCAACCUCUUUCACACAUGCAUGGUAACCCAGGACAUUUCCGGACAUUACCCAAAGAAUCUAUAUGGUAUGGUGUGAUUGGGUACAGGUAAUGUCUGAUUAAGCCUAUUUGUGAAUAGAGCAGGUAAAUUUCCACAGUGGGUCAUGCCAUGCCUCUUGCAUGGGCAGAUCUGGACAUUAUAAUCUCUGGAAAUUGAGGAAGAUCUCAGGCUGUACACUGCCUGUGUAAAAGGGCUGAUCCGGACAUUUGUGUGAUGUAUGCUAUGUGCAAAUGUCUGUAUCAAUUGUACUGGACGUUGUACUCAGACUAUAUCCUGCCAGCACCCUAAUACAAAGUCAGGAAAGUGUCUGAAUGAUAAAUCAGGUAAUGUUUUGGAGAAUCUGAACACAGUGGGACAUUAUCAUCUCCAGAUUAUGUGGAAGAUCUCUGGCUGUACACUGCAUGUGUGAAAGGGCAGCACCGGAUAAUGUCCGGACCUCAUUAUCCGGAGGUCAUGUGUAAAAACGGCUUAUGUUGUGUACCUUGUAAAGGUUCUGCUGCCCACACAUAUUCCACUCACAUCAUUGUGUUCUGAACUGUCCUAUGAAAACAGCGCAGCCAUGUGUCUUGGUGCAAAUGUUGUGUCAGUAUCAAUGUUGUGUCGUGUUUUUCCGCCCUGUCCCGCACUUUGUUCUCACAUUGCCUUUGCUUCAGAAGGGAACAGCAGAUCUCCUGUCGGAAAAAGGACAAGAGAUGCUACGUGCAUUAAUGACAUGCUGACUGUGAAGCAAAACGAAGCCACGUGUCACACGCAUCAGUGCGUACAUAGACAAUAUCAUUAUCAUUAUCUCUCAAAUGAUGACACAAAAAUACUGAAAGAAGUGCAAUUCCAGAAGACGAAAAAAAGGACUCUCCACAAGCACUUCCCAUCAGAAAUAUAUUUAAAUCCUAAUGCUAUUUUUGAAUAACUAUUAUGCUAUUGUUUGAAUGUAUAAGUGCUAUUAUUUAUGGUGGAUCUUUUAUGUUAAUUUACAUUGCAGUCAAAAGUUCAAAGUUGCUAAACAAUUAACAUCUAUGGUCUUAAAAUAAAUCUAAUUUAAGAGAACAUAUCUAUAUAUAUAUAUAUGUAUAUCUAUUUAAAUAGCAAACAAGUAUGAUGUAUUUAAUCUUGACAAAUAUUGCAGAUAUGCAUAUCGCAAAGGUCUCACACAUACAGUGAAGGUAGCUCAAAACUGGUCGCAUUUAUCUAUGUAUAAAAAUGGAAUCAUGGUAGCUUCUCCGUGUUCUACAAAACUACAAAACAAACAAAAAUGGAAUACUGCCAUACUAAAUACCAUAUAUCUGUUAUGCCUGAAGGUAUGAUAAAAUGUUUUACAUAGAACUCAGUGUAAUGUACUCUCAUUACUCUCAUGUUACCAUUACACGCAUCUGGACCAAACUAUUUGUAUGUAUGUCUGAAAAGGGAACCACUGUAUUUAAAAAAAAAAAAAAACUGAAAAUCUAACUCUUUGUUCAUUUUUGUUCCAGCCAAUCACAUCUUUAAAACUGUUCUGCCAUUGUUUCUUGUUUAUACUUUACCAGUGUGAUGCCUUCCUUCCACAGCUGCAUUUAAGCACCAGUCUAUGGAAAGUCUGAUGUUGUCUGAAGAUGAAGUCAAAUAUAAAAAAAUAAACAGAAUACUGAUCACGCA